Messenger RNA from Danaus chrysippus (African queen), 1518 nucleotides. NCBI's taxonomy places the organism in Eukaryota, Metazoa, Arthropoda, Insecta, Lepidoptera, Nymphalidae. The record is from the annotation of a GenBank genome assembly.
AUGUCUGAAUCCGAAAGUGCCGAAGUUAUCGAAGAGACAAAACUUGAUAAUAGCCCUCGAAAACGGGUUAGACAUCGAAAAAAGCAGAUAUAUGAGAAUAUCAUGAAACAAAUGGAAUUCUACUUUAGCGAUGCUAAUCUUAGUAAAGAUAGAUUCUUAGGGGGUUUAGUUAAAAACGAUCCCUUUGUACCAAUAACAGAGUUUUUGAAAUUUAAUAAGAUUCGAUCUAUGACUCAGGAUGUUGGUGAUAUUGUGAAGGCUAUGAAGCAUUCCACUUUUUUGGAAUUAUCAGAAGACAAAACUAAAGUUGCUAGGAAAACUCCCAUGCUUCCAUAUGAUGCGGACCAGAGGACCAUCUAUGUGGAGUCAAUACCAGUUACGGCAAGUCUUAAUUGGCUGGAUAGAGUUUUCUCCGAUUAUGGACAAGUUGCUUAUAUAUCACUGCCAAAGUUUAAGAACUCACAAAAAAACAAGGGUUUUGCAUUCAUAGAAUUCACAUCACCUCAAGACGCUCAAAACUGUAUCAGCACAUUCACUAAAAUGGGAUGUAAAUUACCAUCAUGUAUGCCGCCAGAUGAAUUGUCUUCUAUAAAAAUGUUCAACACAGAACCUGCAACGGAAUUAUCAGAUAACACAGAUGUUAAGGACUACGAGCCGCCUAAGAAGAAAUCUAAAAAGACCAAAGAAAAGAAACCUAAAAGCCUAGACCUCAAACAGGAUGAGUCUGAUAGUGAAAAAAAUUUAGAUACACCAACGGAGGAGUCUAAGGAAAAUAUCUCUACUACGUGUGAGGAAACUAAAACAACAGAUGCAGAAUCCAAAGAUGACAUGACAAGUCACGAUGAAAUGACCGACGAAGUUCCGAGGAAGAAAAAAGUCAAAAAACGCUCAUCUAAAGAAAAGGGCAAAUCUAAGGCUCUAGCUAAAGGUGAAGUGUCCAAAGGAGCUUUGUGGGGUUUGCAAGUGUUACCGAAAUGUGAAUGGAAAGCUCUUAGGAAUAAAUAUCUUAAUUUACAAAGGAAAUAUAUGAAGGAAAUUAAAAGUAAUUGGCAGAAUAGGAAGCACACCUACCCUGGAAUACUACCGCCGGCUCCUGCAAUCGAAGGACCAGUAAAUACCACACCAGAUAUAGAAAGCGGCAAGAAUUUAGAGCCAUUACAACAAAUACCAGGAGUAUUUGUUAAGGAGAAUCUAAAAGAACCUUGUCUAGAUGUGAGGUUACUGAAAAGAACUAUUAAGACUAACAUUCAUGUUCUACAUGUUGAAGCGAAAGAGGGACAGUCUGAAGUCAUAAUACGCUUUGAUUCUUCAAAAGCAGCCGAUGAGUACUGUACUAACAAUACACACGCAUUGGUACUCCGCGGUUCCGACGAGCAAGAGCAAUGGCGGCGCGCGGAGUCAGCACGCGCGUGUAAAAGGACACGAGGACGCACGCGCGUGCUGGCUCGCACCGCACCGCACACACUCGCACCCGCCUCACCGCAACCCACGCACACACAUAUACGAUUUGAUGAAUAA